AUGAGUUUAGCAGCAGGAGGGUUUAUCGUCUUCCUUCUCUCUCUGCCAGUGGUUCAGGGUCAGGAUGGCUGGGCAGUGACUUACACUUCUACUGAGAUCUGUGCAGUGAAAGGAUCAACAGUGGAGAUAAGCUGCCGUUACACUUACCCAUCUACAUUGAAAGACGUUGUUAACACAGUAGAAAAAACAUUCUGGUUUACUAAACAGAAAGAUGAUGAACCUGUAGAUCUGAAAACAGACUCAGAGUAUGCAGGUCGUGUAGAGGAUGUCUGUGAAAACAACAGCUGCACUCUGAGAAUCAAAAACCUGAGAGAGAGCGACUCAGCUGUGUACAAGUUCAGGUUCGAAACAAACCAAGAUAAAUACCUGGGUAAACCUGGAGUCACUUUGUUUGUGACAGAUGCUCCAAAGCUCCCCUCUGUGUCAGUGAGUCCCUCUGCUGAGAUAGAGGAGGGCAGUUCAGUGACUCUGACCUGUAGCAGUGAUGCUAACCCAGCAGCUAACUACACCUGGUACAAGGAGGAUGAAGACUCUCCAAAAGCUUCAGGACAGAUCUUCAACAUCUCUGACUUCAGAGCUGAACACAGUGGGAGUUAUUUCUGUGAAGCCCAGAACAAGUUAGGACGUAGUAACUCCACCUUUCAUCUGAUUGUUGUGGCAGGGAGUUCAACAAUGAUAUUGAAUAUCAUCUGGACGAUUCCGGUGGUCUUGAUUCUGAUUCCUGUGUUCCUCGUGGGUCUGUGGAUGAGGAAGAAGAAAACUAUUUCUCACCCCACCACUGAAGCACAUGAACCUGAAGAGAUAGAGUUGGACUCUGAUCCUGUGUAUGAGAACUUCAGAGUUACUGCAGCACAUGGUGUGAAGUCCAGUCAGAUGCUCACCUGAUGGAAACAAAGAAGAAGGACAUUGAAAAAUCCCUGUGGAGAGCGAGGCUGUGCAGGAUGUGGACGGAUCUAGUAUGAGUCGGCAGCAUGUACGUCUAGAAGACUGUGCUGCCGGCAGCUUGAACUGAAUC
Trematomus bernacchii (emerald rockcod) is the source of this 1015-nucleotide messenger RNA. Its product is annotated as transmembrane and immunoglobulin domain-containing protein 1-like. The transcript has 7 exons. Bases 1 to 885 code for a protein of 294 amino acids. Gene Ontology annotation, biological process: cell-cell adhesion. Gene Ontology annotation, cellular component: membrane. Lineage: Eukaryota; Metazoa; Chordata; Actinopteri; Perciformes; Nototheniidae. The record is from RefSeq and is a predicted model, not a curated record.